Molecule: messenger RNA, 1845 nt
Organism: Volvox carteri f. nagariensis
Lineage: Eukaryota; Viridiplantae; Chlorophyta; Chlorophyceae; Chlamydomonadales; Volvocaceae
Exons: 11
Coding region: 55-1845 (596 amino acids)
Source: RefSeq, a predicted model, not a curated record
AACCGAAGCAAGAGCUUAAGUAAGCAGGCGGUGUUGUACCAGCUGUUGUUCAGGAUGAAUGCCGCGUUGAGGUCUACUUGCAGUUCCAGUUGCGCUUUGGCGAAAAUAUCCACCAAUAAUGCGCUAUGUUCCUUACCAAGGUUCUGUGCACAGCCCUUCUGCGGGAGCGCCUUAGUAACACGAGCCGUUUCGAAGCCGAAAUUCGAUUAUGAGGAAAUAUUAGUACCAUCUCAUGUCUGUCGAUCGAUGGAUCCUCGCGGAGGCGGCAAGGCAGCCUCGGGCUUUCAGUUUAACGUCGCUUACGCGGCCAUCGUCGGGGCAUACGGGUUGCUCUUCCUCUUCAAGAACCCGUACAUUUUUGCGGCGCUAUCAAUAUUGACCAUUAUCCCGCAAAAUUCCGCCAUUACAUCGCUUAACAGCCUCGUCAUCCUGUUCUACGAUAGCGGCUUGUUCAUGAACUUUGCGGAGGCAGUCUACUGCGUUCGGCUGAUGACCUGCAGCUUUGGAGUUGAGGCUACGGGUUAUGUCCGUUCCCUGCUCCGAGAACAGCUGUUGCCGAGUCGCAGGCUACACGUGGGCCUUCUGCAGAACGAUUGUGUGGACCAGCAGGGGGGCCUGAUGGAGGAACGUGAUCACACGCAGCUGCUGGAGCUGCACGGAUCUCCGUCUGAGCCAGCAAUUGUGGUUUGCCAUAACCUACCGCCAUUCCUGGGGCGGCCGACGCCUCGUUGGCGCAGCUGUGAGCCCUGCCCCCCACCUGGUUUACGAGAGCUGGUUCGGAUACCUGCUGAUUUUGUGGCCGCUCUCAACUCAAUGGACGAGAUAUGGGUUCCCACGGAGGCGUCUCGCAUCGCACUGAGCAACUCGGGUGUAGUGCGGUCCCUGCAUGUGGUGCCGCUGGGCAUCGACACCCAGGAGCUCGACAGGACCCGCGUGCGACCGACGGCACUGCCACCGCCCAACGCUGUGCAGGUGUUCGGUCCGCUCAGUGGACGCAAGCCCUCCUUCGCCUUCAUCUCAGUCUUCAAAUGGGAGCUGCGCAAGGGCUAUGAUGUGCUGCUGCGGGCCUUCCUGGAGGAAUUUGGUGCUGCAUCGCGACAUCAGGUUUCGGCGCCUGAACGUUUCCGCGAGGAGGACAGCGAUUUUAGUGGCACUGCCAAGGCCAAGCACCGGUCACAUCAGCCCAGUGGCAGCGCGCUGCGCCCCACUGGUGUACAGGCGCUCACGAAGACGGCCGCGGCGACCGGUGAUUGUGAAGAUCCGGACGUGGCACUGUACAUUUUGACCAAGCCCUUCCUGCCUGGGGAACCAGGACCGGGCCUUGAAGGUAUGCGGGGUGUCAUGGUAGUGACAGGCAGUUGCUACCAAAGGUUGGGCGGGCAUGGUAGAUUUCGGCAAAUCGCUUCUUUUCGUAGAGCACUUGCAGGUGCCCGUGUGAGGGGCCUCCCCAUUACGGAGGCCAUGUCGUUGGGCCUAACCGUCAUUGCAACCAACUGGUCUGGGCCUUCCGCCUAUUUGGACGAGGAAGUGGGCUACCCGCUGUCGUAUAGGUUGGAGGCCGUGCCUUCGAGUGAACCGUACUGGUACCAGGGCAGCCAGUGGGCGGAGCCGUCGGUAAUUCACUUGAGGCAGCUCAUGCGCACCGUUGCGAGCUGCAGCGGCCGCGGGGAUGCCAAGGCUCGUGGCGAGGCGGCCCGGCAGCGCGUGAUAGAGCGGUACUCCCAACCCGUUGUAGCCCGGCUGGUGGCGGCAGAGCUGCGACGCAUCGCUGACUUGACCCCCAUACGCGGUCAGGGCGCAGGUGCACGGCUGGGCAAAGGCUUUCUAAAGGCCGAGUUGGGGUAA